This is a messenger RNA of Carassius auratus (goldfish), 889 nucleotides long. Its product is annotated as vegetative cell wall protein gp1-like. The transcript has a single exon. Bases 34 to 618 code for a protein of 194 amino acids. NCBI's taxonomy places the organism in Eukaryota, Metazoa, Chordata, Actinopteri, Cypriniformes, Cyprinidae. The record is from RefSeq and is a predicted model, not a curated record.
GCAUCCACAUCACAUGCCCCAGAGCCGCAUUGCAUGCAACCUGCAUCCACAUCACAUGCCCCAGAGCAGCCUCCAUCCACAUCGCAUGCCCCAGAGCAGCCUCCAUCCACAUCGCAUGCCCCAGAGCCACCUGCAUCCACAUCGCAUGCCCCAGAGCCACCUGCAUCCACAUCACAUGCCCCAGAGCCGCAUCGCAUGCAACCUGCAUCCACAUCGCAUGCCCCAGAGCCACCUGCAUCCACAUCGCAUGCCCCAGAGCCACCUGCAUCCACAUCACAUGCCCCAGAGCCACCUGCAUCCACAUCUCAUGACCCAGAGCCACCUGCAUCCACAUCACAUGCCCCAGAGCCACCUGCAUCCACAUCUCAUGACCCAGAGCCACCUGCAUCCACAUCACAUGCCCCAGAGCCACCUGCAUCCACAUCGCAUGCCCCAGAGCCACCUGCAUCCACAUCGCAUGCCCCAGAGCCACCUGCAUCCACAUCACAUGCCCCAGAGCCACCUGCAUCCACAUCUCAUGACCCAGAGCCACCUGCAUCCACAUCACAUGCCCCAGAGCCACCUGCAUCCACAUCGCAUGCCCCAGAGCAGCCUCCAUCCACAUCACAUGCCCCAUAGUCACCUGCAUCUGCCACAACAGCAGAAGAGCCAUGUUGUCCAGAGUACUUUGGGUCAGAUACCAGGAGUGGGAGGAGAGUUUGUGCUCUGUGCAAACUUUCGGGCCUCAAAGUAAAGACUUCUGUGUGCUGUACAAAAUGCAGUGUACCCUUGUGCUUGGUGGCAUCCAGAAAUUGCUUUAGGAAAAGGCAGACUGAUGGACACUCUCAGACUGUCUAAGUGAGCUCUUUUGUUCCAUUACUUUUUCUCAGAUUUGUAUUUUAUUUUUGCA